AAUCAAAUGUAGGGACAAAAAUAGUGCUGAUAUACACGUUUUCAUUUUGACACGUAAGCUACCUUGCACCACCUCUCUCUCUCUCUCUCCCUCCGCCCACACAUCACACACACACACACACACACACGCAGCUCAUAACACAGUCCUGCUUCAGGACUUCAUCAAUGGAGAAUCUCUGCACAAUUGCCACCAACCCAUGUUUAAAUCCAUGUUCAUUCCCUCUCAAACCCGCCGCAAGACCUCCAUUUUCGCCGCCGGAGCUGCUGCGGCCCAGGAAAAAAUCUCACCGCCCGUUUGCCGUAAAAUCCGUUUUGAAAUACGACCCGUUAGAUUCUAUUGCUAAUGAUGCUGGAAACCAUGUUCUUAAUGUGGAUCCCGUCUAUGAACCCACCCCUCGUAAUCGCCCCCUUCGAACCCCUCACAGCGGGUACCAUUUCGACGGAACCAGUCGUAAAUUUUUCGAGGGAUGGUAUUUCAAAGUUUCAAUUCCAGAAUGUAGGCAGAGUUUCUGCUUUAUGUAUUCUAUUGAGAGCCCAUCAUUCCCCAAGAAAUUAACCGCACUGGAAACCGCACAGUACGGCCCUCGAUUUACGGGCGUUGGAGCUCAAAUUCUAGGCGCAGGCGAUAAGUAUAUUUGUCAGUACAACGAAGGAUCACGCAACUUUUGGGCAAAUAGGGAUGAACUGAUGCUUGGUAAUACUUUCGUGGGGAAAACGAAUACGAAGCCUCCAAAGAAAGAGAUCCCUCCACAGGAGUUUAAUCAAAGAGUUACGGAAGGUUUCCAAGUUACCCCGCUUUGGCACCAAGGCUCUAUUCGUGAUGACGGAAGGACAAAUUAUGCGGAGACUGUAAAGACUGCACGGUGGGCAUACAGCACGCGCCCUGUUUACGGAUGGGGAGAUGUCGGGUCAAAGCAAAAGUCAACUGCCGGAUGGCUUGCCGCUUUCCCUGUCUUUGAACCUCAUUGGCAAGUAUGUAUGGCGGGCGGACUUUCAACUGGUUGGAUUGAGUGGGAUGAUAAACGCUACGAGUUUAAAGAUGCUCCAUCAUAUUGUGAGAAGAACUGGGGUGGUGCCUUCCCUAGAAAGUGGUUUUGGGUGCAAUGCAACGUGUUUGAAGGAGCUGAUGGAGAAGUUGCUCUGACUUCUGGUGGUGGAUUAAGACAGAUCCCUGGUCUGACUGAGACUUUUGAAAAUGCUGCAAUGAUUGGAGUUCACUACGGUGGCGUUUUCUACGAGUUCGCACCAUGGAAUGGAGUGGUUAACUGGGAAGUUGCUCAAUGGGGCCAUUGGUUCAUUACUGCCGAAAAUGAAACACACACGGUUGAAUUGGAAGCAAAAACAAAAGAUCCCGGUACAACAUUACGCGCUCCCACCUCAGAAGCAGGCCUUGCUCCAGCAUGUAAGGACACUUGUUUUGCCGACUUAAGACUCCGAAUAUGGGUAAAACAAAACAAUGGAACUCAAGGGAAGGUUAUAUUGGAUGUGACGAGUAAAAUGGCGGCAGUAGAAGUCGGGGGAGGACCAUGGUUCAGCACAUGGAAAGGCAAAACGAGCACACCCGAGAUUAUCAAUCGUGUUGUCGGCCUUCCUAUUGAUGUUGAAGGACUCUUCGGUUUUGCACCUUUCUUCAAACCCCCCGGUUUGUAGUUUCAUAUUAUUAUUAUCCGAUACAAGAUGCUUCUAGAAUCUUCCAUUCUCGACCCGCCCCGGAAGAUCGGUUAUUUUGGACAGGUGGCACACGGGCUUUCCAAGAAAAUUCAUAUGUAUUAGUAUUACCAAAGAUUAUAUAGUAUAUUCUUUCUUGUGGUCAUGGGUUAACACUUGACAUGGCAGAUAACGAGUGGUGCAAUCAAUAAGUUUGGCAAAGCAUUCAAUUUUUUCUUUA
This is a messenger RNA of Erythranthe guttata (spotted monkey flower), 1887 nucleotides long. It is a transcript of the gene VTE1, whose product is annotated as tocopherol cyclase, chloroplast / vitamin E deficient 1 (VTE1) / sucrose export defective 1 (SXD1). Gene Ontology annotation, molecular function: tocopherol cyclase activity. The record is from RefSeq and is a predicted model, not a curated record. NCBI's taxonomy places the organism in Eukaryota, Viridiplantae, Streptophyta, Magnoliopsida, Lamiales, Phrymaceae.